This is a messenger RNA of Phytomonas sp. Hart1, 633 nucleotides long. The record is from the annotation of a GenBank genome assembly. NCBI's taxonomy places the organism in Eukaryota, Euglenozoa, Kinetoplastea, Trypanosomatida, Trypanosomatidae.
AUGCAGCCCUUUGAUGGUGUUCCACUGGACUGCGCUGGCUUUGGGGGCCCAUGCGCGGGGCCCCCCUUUCCCUUCAUCCCACCAAAAGGGGGCGUUUGGGAUCCCUUAGGCCGGGGACAGGACUGGACCGCAAAACAGGGCGGGGGGGGGAAUCCCUCCCCCGGGUUCGGCCGGAAGGGCAGCCUCUACCUCCCCCAACGCAAUCGUGAAACGCAGCAGACUGUCAACGUCUGGGGCCUCGGAGGCCCCACCGUCGAGGACUUCUCUGCGCAGAUCUAUGGGGAUAUGGCUUACCGCAGGGAGGGUCAAUCUGUGAACGGUGUUCGACCCCUUCGCACCUUUCGUGGGAUGGUGAAUAGCAGCCAGGACGUCAGUAAGCCGCGGCGCGUCUCCACCCGGCGCAAUUUGCAGGACCGCGGCAGCACCGGAUACGGCGGGAUCGCCUUCAAACGCUCGGUUUGUAUGUCCAAUGGGGAACCUGCAGGGGUAGGAUCUAUCCCUAUGCAAAUGAUGGGCGUUCCAGAACCCUUUCUAGAGACAUGCCCAGAACCGAUGCUUCCAUGGGAGUCCAUGGAGGUGGAUGUAGACAAUUCCGUGGGUUCCGUGAGCGUGUUGGAAAGGGCGCCUCAGUGA